UUUGGCAGGAGCUUCCGGGGUCCUCAUUUAUGUAAAAGCUGAAAGGUCUCGGGUCUUUCUCAAAGCCGUUCUCUUUCAUCGUCUACACAUCGAUGGGCAUGUUGUUUCUCAGCUCUGCUGAAACAGUUCUUGCCCAAGCACCCGUGAACGAUGUUGUCUCUUGGCCUUCGGGCCUACUUCUCCUAGCCAGUAUCCUGUAUGCAGCGCUGGGAACCUCCCCUGAUCGAUUAUGGGAAAUCGAGCCAUCUUCUGGCAUCUUCUUGUUUUCCGGCUUACCAAAAAUUUCUAUCCCCCUGAUGCAACGGGUUACCUGGGCAUCAAAUGCGUGUCAUUUUGUGCCAGGUGUACGCUCUGCUAAUGGAGUUUCCAAUUUCUGGAUUCGGGCAGAAAAUGUUACUGCUUCUGCGCGCGCAGAGGCUUUGCAAAAGGCUCUGAGUCUUUUACAGUGUGUAUCAUGGGAUAUCAGAGCAGAGGCUGUUCGGGAGUUGAAACUCGAUACCAAAAUCUGGAAACUCUCGCCGGAGGGCUUGAUUUAUCCCACUAGCCAAGUGGCAUUUCGUCCCAACGCCAAACCUCUUAUAUCCACACCUGAUAUUAAACUUCCAUCGCUAUCGAUUCCUCUCGCAUGGGAUUUCCUUCUAUUCGCCGCUAUCGAAUACCAUGCAAUUCAACACUGGGUGGUUGAAGUACGCCGCAAAGAACAUAUUUUCUCUACAUAUGGGAUGCCAUUCCAUUCCGUUGUCAAUGUAGACAGCGAAGAGGACGCUCUAGUAGUCGUAGCUGCACAGAUGGUUCGUCGUCCACAUGGACAAAGUUCUCUCCGCGCUCGAGCCCGGGAAAUCAUGGAUCCACAAACAGAACACUUUUUCCUCGACCUUGACGCUAUUGAUCUUGACGUGCCCAUUUGUUCUAUCGAUUUUCACGCUUACGCACCAGAGCGUUCGAAAGUGUCUGCUUCCCUUCGGGAACUCGCUCACUCCUAUUACGCGGUAGCACAGCAUAUCAGACGGCAUGUUCCUCGCAAUAAUUGUGAUAUGACUGGCCAUAUUGCGAGAAUCAACUUUGGACAAACGCUAUGGGUCGCGCUACUGGGAGGUGCGGUUUUAGACAAUGGUCGAAUGACUUUUAUUAACCUCCCUGAGACGAGAGCGAACUGGAAAGUGUCUGCCGAUCAUGCAUACUUGACGCGUGUGGAGUCGGUUCUUGCGCAGUUGGAGUCGGUCGCCAACACACCGGCAUUUGAAUCCACUGUUACUGGUGCCGGUGGGAUCUCUCGUGGUACUGCCAUGCCAUUCCUUGUUGCAGGACUUAUUGGACAAAUGAUCAUAUGCUAUUUCCUCAGUGUCGGUACAAGCGCAGGCGUAUGGACUAGUGUCAUCCUAGCAAACUCGCUAUAUGCUGGAAAAUUGCACGACUGGCAUAGUAUCUAUUUCGGAAAAUCUGACUCUUCAAGCCAACCUGGGCUCAAACUGCGUGUUCCGGAUAUGAAGACAGAUUGGAUGUGUAUAGCAACUUUUGAUCGUUCAUCACCGAAGGAAGGGUUACUCCGCCAAGGGUUUCUGUUGAAUAUUCUUGGACUCACCGCCGCUCUUCUUGGUGCGAUUUUCCAAUCUCAAACACGGGAUGCUCUAGGUUUCAGUCCAUUUACUCCUACCCCCAGCUGGGUUGUGUAUACCUCAAUCGCUCUCUGCGUUGGGACGAGCGCUUUCAUUGUAUUGAUGUUGGUCUUACAGUACAUCAGAGAGAAGACGUGGACGGAGGAUGCAAUGUUUCCUACGAGGGUCAUGGCGUAUACUACACUAUCAGCUUCCUUGAUCGUCGUCGCCCUCGCCAUUCUAUUCAGAGUCCGAAAUAUGCCAGAACUUUGGCCUAUCCUUGAUGCCUUGACGUGGAUAUCGGGUUUACCGUUGGGGACAAUAGAGAAUGGAAGACUGUUUUCGGUGGAUGACAAUAUUUUGCAUCUAGUGCUGCUGAAUAGAUGGAUGAUGGGUGCUGUGGCGAGUGCAGUUGGGAGUAGCGGAAGGAUGUAAUGAUGUGGGUCUUCUUCUUGAAAGAAGUUCUGCUCGAUGUUCAAUUUUUCUGUUCAUUCGUCUUAGGUUAUAGCAGUACAGUGCGUACUGUUGAUUCCCUAUAAAAGCUUUCAUUUCGAGCAGCAGAUUUUAAGAAACAGUAUGUAUGUUGACAGAAUAUACUCCAAUUCGACGCUUAGGAAGGCUUUCUAGCAUUCCGCAAUGACAAGUGACUG
Messenger RNA from Lentinula edodes (shiitake mushroom), 2245 nucleotides. RefSeq lists its product as uncharacterized. The coding region runs from base 93 to 2030 and encodes 645 amino acids. Lineage: Eukaryota; Fungi; Basidiomycota; Agaricomycetes; Agaricales; Omphalotaceae. The transcript has a single exon. The record is from RefSeq and is a predicted model, not a curated record.